Messenger RNA from Corylus avellana, 312 nucleotides. RefSeq lists its product as uncharacterized. NCBI's taxonomy places the organism in Eukaryota, Viridiplantae, Streptophyta, Magnoliopsida, Fagales, Betulaceae. The record is from RefSeq and is a predicted model, not a curated record.
AUGGUAGAUCAGAGGAUUUCUUGGUACAGUAGUGCUUUGUUCUUGGCAGUAAUGCUGGGUUUGAGCUCUACUACUUGUAGUUGUGAAUCAACAAGCUGUGAUGAAAGCGAAUUCGGUGUUCGGAUGGUGCUGAAGAAUAUGAACAAGCCGUGCGACGAAAUUUAUGUUGUUCGUGAAGGAGAGACGCUGCAAACUAUCAGUGAAAAAUGCGGGGACCCGUAUAUUGUUGAGGAGAAUCCACAUAUCCAAGACCCAGACGAUGUUUUCCCUGGACUGGUUAUCAAGAUUACUCCUUUCAACAUUAAUAGGUAG